Messenger RNA from Plutella xylostella (diamondback moth), 540 nucleotides. RefSeq names its product iron-sulfur cluster assembly 2 homolog, mitochondrial. Gene Ontology annotation, molecular function: 4 iron, 4 sulfur cluster binding; iron ion binding; 2 iron, 2 sulfur cluster binding. Gene Ontology annotation, biological process: iron-sulfur cluster assembly. Lineage: Eukaryota; Metazoa; Arthropoda; Insecta; Lepidoptera; Plutellidae. Gene Ontology annotation, cellular component: mitochondrion. The record is from RefSeq and is a predicted model, not a curated record.
UAUUUUGAGUAUUUUGACGUUUGCUGUCCAAAAUUUUACGUAGAAAUAUAUAUUUACUCCUCCGAUCCGAUUAAAAUACAAAAACACAUAUUAAAAAUGUUUCGAUCAGCUAAUAAAAUAGCCCGAAUAAGCUCCAACUACUGUUUCAGGAAGAGUUUAUUGUAUUCUACUCAAAAUGUUGCAAAGGCGGUGUCUAAUGGUGAAGGAAUUUCGAUAAGUGAUACCUGUGUGCAGCAACUAAAAAAAUUAUGUAAAGAUGAUAAAAAUUCAUUUCUACGACUUGCCGUAGAGAGCGGAGGAUGUUCGGGAUUCCAGUACAAAUUUGAUUUGGAUGAUAAAAUCGUGGAAGAUGAUAGAGUAUUUCAGCGCGACGGUGUCAAAGUUGUGGUGGAUGAAACUUCACUGGAGUACAUUAAGGGUGCUCAGAUCGACUAUCAUACAGAACUGAUACGCUCAGCAUUCAGGGUAGUCCAGAAUCCAAAUGCUGAUUUAGGGUGUUCUUGUGGAGCUAGUUUUUCAAUAAAAAUAGAUUAAAUUAUG